AUGUCUUUUCAUUGCGGCGUUGGACUAUUUAACGCGGUAAGUAGGUCGUUGUACAGUAAACCCAUCGGCCGAACGCGGACUUUGUGCACCGCAGUCAAGGCUGACCAGAAAAAGCCGGAGGAACCGAUCAACAACGCGCCGUUAAAGGAUGAGGACAGGAUAUUCACGAACAUCUACGGACAACGGCCGUGGAGCCUGAAGUGUGCGAUGGAACGCGGCGACUGGUACAAAACCAAAGAGCUGAUUCUGCGCGGACAAGAUUGGAUAAUCGAUGAGAUAAAGGCGUCCGGCCUCCGUGGACGAGGUGGCGCUGGUUUUCCGACGGGCGUCAAGUGGAGUUUCAUGAAGACGCCGCCGGACGGCCGGCCCAAGUACUUGGUCAUCAACGCGGACGAAGGCGAACCCGGCACGUCCAAAGACAGACACAUACUGCGGUACGAACCACACAAGCUGAUCGAAGGUUGCGUACUGGCGGCCAGGGCAAUGGGCUCGUCCACGGUGUACAUAUACGUGCGGGGCGAGUACUACACGGAGACCGUCAACUUGCAGCGUGCGAUAGCCGAGGCGUACGCCGCAGGCCUGGUCGGGACUAACGCGUGCGGUUCGGGUUACGCAGUCGACAUUUUCGUCCAACGUGGCGCCGGGGCGUACAUAUGCGGCGAAGAGACGGCACUGAUCGAGUCGAUCGAAGGCAAAGCCGGCAAGCCGAGGUUGAAGCCUCCGUUUCCGGCGGCCGUCGGUCUGUUCGGGUGUCCGACUACGGUUACCAACGUUGAAACUGUAGCGGUGGCACCGACUAUAUUGCGACGCGGUGGUCCUUGGUUCGCCGGGUUUGGUCGCAAUAAGGACACGGGCACAAAACUGUUCUGUUUCUCGGGACACAUCAACCAACAGUGUGUAGUCGAGGAGACUAUGUCCAUGCCGUUGAAAGAGCUCAUAGAACGACACGCGGGCGGCGUGAUGGGCGGCUGGGAUAAUUUAAAGGCCGUCAUACCGGGCGGAUCGUCCGUACCCAUGCUCACACGUCACGACGCCUCAGACGUGCUUACUGACUACACGGGGCUAUUGGCAGCCGGCAGCGGACUGGGCACCGGUGCGAUCAUUGUCAUGAAGAACGACACCGACGUCAUUAGAGCCGUGGCUCGGCUAAGUUUGUUCUACAAACGGGAGUCAUGCGGCCAGUGUACGCCAUGUCGGGAAGGCACCCACUGGCUGGUAUCCAUCAUAGACAGGCUGGUCGUAGGAAACGCCAAGCCUGCCGAAAUAGAUAUGCUUCUCGAGCUAACCAAACAAAUGGAGGGCCGAACGAUAUGCGCUCUGGCAGACGCGGCCGCAUGGCCUGUGCAAGGAUUGAUAAAGAACUUUAGACAUGAAAUCGAAGAACGCAUCAAAAUAUAUAACGACAAAAAAAUGCUUCCUGAAAAAAAUAAGUUGUCUUGUUCGUAA
Molecule: messenger RNA, 1446 nt
Organism: Adelges cooleyi (spruce gall adelgid)
Lineage: Eukaryota; Metazoa; Arthropoda; Insecta; Hemiptera; Adelgidae
Product: NADH-quinone oxidoreductase subunit F-like
Exons: 1
Coding region: 1-1446 (481 amino acids)
Biological process (GO): mitochondrial electron transport, NADH to ubiquinone
Molecular function (GO): 4 iron, 4 sulfur cluster binding; FMN binding; NADH dehydrogenase (ubiquinone) activity
Source: RefSeq, a predicted model, not a curated record